AUGCGGGUGCCGAGGACGAAGAAGAAGGUUCAGAGCCUCACCGGUCGAGUCGCCGCCUUGGCCCGUUUGAUAUCAAAGGCCACCGACCGGUGCGCCCCUUUCUUCAAAGCUCUCAAAAGGAGCAAAUGGAAGGUCGAUUGGACUUCCGAAUGCGACCGAGCGUUUGACGAUCUGAAAGCCUACAUGAGCAGAGCCCCUCUGCUAUCCACCCAUUUUCUCGGAGAAGACCUUAUUAUCUAUCUCUCGGUCUCGGCAUUGGCCUUGAGUUCCGUGCUCAUCCGUCGACUAAACGGCAUUGAGCUCCCCAUCUUUAUAUGA
Prunus armeniaca (apricot) is the source of this 318-nucleotide messenger RNA. The record is from the annotation of a GenBank genome assembly. NCBI's taxonomy places the organism in Eukaryota, Viridiplantae, Streptophyta, Magnoliopsida, Rosales, Rosaceae.